Messenger RNA from Mya arenaria, 3261 nucleotides. RefSeq names its product homeobox-like protein HDP1. The record is from RefSeq and is a predicted model, not a curated record. NCBI's taxonomy places the organism in Eukaryota, Metazoa, Mollusca, Bivalvia, Myida, Myidae. Bases 1 to 3261 code for a protein of 1086 amino acids. The transcript has a single exon.
AUGAACAUCGACAGAAACGUCAUGCUCAAGUCAUAUCGACAGCUACAUCGCAAACAAUGUAUAUCGACAGAAACAUCAUGCUCAAGUCAUAUCGACAGCUACUUUGCAAACAACUUAUAUAGACAGAUACAUAAUGGACAAGUCAAUCGACAGCUUUAUGCAAACAACUCAAAUCAACAGUUGAAUGUGAACAACUCAUACAGACAGCUACAUGUCAACAACUCAUACAUACAGAUACAUGUGAACAACUCAUACAGACAGCUACAUGUGAACAACUCAUACAGACAGCUACAUGUGAACAACUCAUACCGACAGCUACAUGUGAACAACUCAUACAUACAGCUACAUGUGAACAACUCAUACAUACAGCUACAUGUCAACAACUCAUACAGACAGCUACAUGUGAACAACUCAUACAUACAGCUACAUGUGAACAACUCAUACAGACAGCUACAUGUGAACAACUCAUACAGACAGCUACAUGUCAACAACUCAUACAUACAGCUACAUGUGAACAACUCAUACAGACAGCUACAUGUGAACAACUCAUACAUACAGCUACAUGUCAACAACUCAUACAGACAGCUACAUGUGAACAACUCAUACAUACAACUACAUGUGAAGAACCCAUACAGACAGCUACAUGUGAACAACUCAUACAGUCAGCUACAUGUGAACAACUCAUACAGACAGCUACAUUUAACCAACGCAUACAGACAGCUACAUGUGAACAACUCAUACAUACAGCUACAUGUGAACAACUCAUACUGUCAGCUACAUGUCAACAACUCAUACAUACAGCUACAUGUCAACAACUCAUACAGACAGCUACAUGUCAACAACUCAUACAGACAGCUACAUGUCAACAACUCAUACAGACAGCUACAUGUGAACAACUCAUACAGACAGCUACAUGUGAACAAUUCAUACAGACAGCUACAUGUGAACAAUUCAUACAGACAGCUACAUGUGAACAAUUCAUACAGACAGCUACAUGUGAACAAUUCAUACAGACAGCUACAUGUGAACAACUCAUACAGACAGCUACAUGUCAACAACUCAUACAGACAGCUACAUGUCAACAACUCAUACAGACAACUACAUGUCAACAACUCAUACAGACAACUACAUGUCAACAACUCAUACAGACAACUACAUGUCAACAACUCAUACAGACAACUACAUGUCAACAACUCAUACAUACAACUACAUGUCAACAACUCAUACAGACAGCUACAUGUCAACAACUCAUACAGACAGCUACAUGUCAACAACUCAUACAGACAGCUACAUGUCAACAACUCAUACAGACAGCUACAUGUGAACAACUCAUACAGACAGCUACAUGUCAACAACUCAUACAUACAGCUACAUGUGAACAACUCAUACAGACAGCUACAUGUCAACAACUCAUACAGACAGCUACAUGUCAACAACUCAUACAGACAGCUACAUGUCAACAACUCAUACAUACAGCUACAUGUCAACAACUCAUACAUACAGCUACAUGUCAACAACUCAUACAGACAGCUACAUGUCAACAACUCAUACAGACAGCUACAUGUGAACAACUCAUACAGACAGCUACAUGUGAACAACUCAUACAGACAGCUACAUGUCAACAACUCAUACAGACAGCUACAUGUCAACAACUCAUACAGACAGCUACAUGUCAACAACUCAUACAGACAGCUACAUGUCAACAACUCAUACAGACAGCUACAUGUCAACAACUCAUACAGACAGCUACAUGUCAACAACUCAUACAGACAGCUACAUGUCAACAACUCAUACAGACAGCUACAUGUCAACAACUCAUACAGACAGCUACAUGUGAACAACUCAUACAGACAGCUACAUGUCAACAACUCAUACAGACAGCUACAUGUCAACAACUCAUACAGACAGCUACAUGUCAACAACUCAUACAGACAGCUACAUGUGAACAACUCAUACAGACAGCUACAUGUGAACAACUCAUACAGACAGCUACAUGUCAACAACUCAUACAGACAGCUACAUGUGAACAACUCAUACAGACAGCUACAUGUGAACAACUCAUACAGACAGCUACAUGUGAACAACUCAUACAUACAGCUACAUGUCAACAACUCAUACAUACAGCUACAUGUGAACAACUCAUACAGACAGCUACAUGUCAACAACUCAUACAGACAGCUACAUGUCAACAACUCAUACAGACAGCUACAUGUCAACAACUCAUACAUACAGCUACAUGUCAACAACUCAUACAUACAGCUACAUGUCAACAACUCAUACAGACAGCUACAUGUCAACAACUCAUACAGACAGCUACAUGUCAACAACUCAUACAGACAGCUACAUGUCAACAACUCAUACAGACAGCUACAUGUCAACAACUCAUACAGACAGCUACAUGUCAACAACUCAUACAGACAGCUACAUGUCAACAACUCAUACAGACAGCUACAUGUCAACAACUCAUACAGACAGCUACAUGUCAACAACUCAUACAGACAGCUACAUGUCAACAACUCAUACAGACAGAUACAUAUGACCAACUCAUACAGACAGAUACAUGUCAACAACUCAUACAGACAGCUACAUGUCAACAAAUCAUACAGACAGCUACAUGUCAACAACUCAUACAGACAGCUACAUAUGAACAACUCAUACAGACAGCUACAUGUGAACAACUCAUACAGACAGCUACAUGUGAACAACUCAUACAGACAGCUACAUAUGACCAACUCAUACAGACAGCUACAUGUCAACAACUCAUACAGACAGCUACAUGUCAACAACUCAUACAGACAGCUACAUGUGAACAACUCAUACAGACAGCUACAUGUCAACAACUCAUACAGACAGCUACAUGUCAACAACUCAUACAGACAGUUACAUGUGAACAACUCAUACAGACAGCUACAUGUGAACAACUCAUACAGACAGCUACAUGUGAACAACUCAUACAGACAGCUACAUGUCAACAACUCAUACAGACAGCUACAUGUCAACAACUCAUACAGACAGCUACAUGUCAACAACUCAUACAGACAGCUACAUGUCAACAACUCAUACAGACAGCUACAUGUCAACAACUCAUACAUACAACUACAUGUCAACAACUCAUACAGACAGCUACAUGUCAACAACUCAUACAGACAGCUACAUGUCAACAACUCAUACAGACAGCUACAUAUGACCAACUCAUACAGACAGCUUCAUGUGAACAACUCAUGCAGACAGCAACUCAUAUUUCCAGCUACUUGUGAGUGA